AUGGCUCCAAAUCCAUACAUCAAAGUCGUCGCGGGCACGAACGGCACGAGCACGACCAAGAAGGCGAAAAAGCCCAAAUCGACCCAGACCAAACCAGCCCAAAGCGGACCUGCCGUAGGCUCCUCCAAGAUGACGAACGACCCGGCACGGGAUGCCCUGCGCAAGGAAGUGUUGGCUCUGGGUGGAGAUGAGGACGAGUUGAAGAUGCUCCUCGAUGUCGACAGCGAGAGUGAGGUCGAGGGCGAGGAUAUCGCCGUCAAUGGUGCGAAGGCCGGCAAGGGCAAAGGCAAGGGCAAAGACGUCGUCGACGUGAGUUGUGCAUGUGAUCUAAUCUCGCACGAUAAGUAAGUAUAGAUAGUCGAUGUCUGACCGCGAGUUCUUUGAUUAUACGCCCCCUUCAGCCCGCACUGUCGAAAGAAUUGCGCUCGCUCGUCAAGACUCUGGACUUUGCUUCAGUCGGUGGGGCAGCCGCUGCCGAGGAGGCAGAAGAAGUCGCAGAGGAAGAGGAGGUAGAUGAAGAAAGCGACGAGGACGAGGACGAUGACGAGGAAUCUAGCUCGGACUCGGAUGAGGAGAGCGACGAUGAUGAAACCGCCGCUCCCGAGCCAGAGGCCAAGUCCAAAUCUUCGACCACGGCACAGAGCAAGGUCGCUGCCGAGCCUGCCGCUGGGACGACGAAGAAGGAGUCCAAGUACGAACGGGAAGAACGAAGGAAGAUUGAACGAGAGGCUGAGAAGGAACGCGAGAAGGCAGAGAAGCUCAUCGAGCGGGAAGCCAAGCACACCGCCGCCUUGACGCCCACGAUCAAGAGUCCCUGGGUAAGGACCAUUACCGUCUUCUCAUCUAUCAUUUAAUGUGAGACUGAACAGAUCUCCCUCAUUCUCUAUAGCUCGUCGAUCCAACACCGCAAUGGUACGCCGUACCGCUCGCCGCGAUUCAACCGUCGACGACCAAACCUUCGCGAGAGACGAUCACCGCCUUGGCCUCUCGUGGUGAAGCCCUACUCGCACGCGAAAACGAGCUCUACUCUUCGUCUCUGUCACCCAGCAGCAAAGGAUCGGCACCGCCCCCGCCGAACGGUCUCUCGAAAGCUGAUCAGGUCUUCAUCCAGCAAAUUUUGACGUCUGGUACCUCGUCGGAUAAGGUCUCGGCGCUGUUGCUGCUGGUCUCAUCGUCGCCGCUGCACACUAUGUCGUACCUUGAACAACUCGCGACUCUGUGCAAGAAGAAGAGUCGUGACGAAAGUGGUCGCGCGGUGCGCGGCAUCGUAGAAUGGUGGCGAGGAGAUGGUGGCGAUGGUGGAGGGAGUCCCAGUCGCAAGCUGCGAACGUUCGCCGACCAACCUUUGCUCGACGCCGUAGCACGAGUCCUUGAUGCCUCCGAAUCGGGAAAAAGGAAUGCCUCGCUUCCCCAAGGCGUGACGAAGCAAGAUCUCGAACGGACUCUAGCCCUCUUCGCCUUCGAGGAUUGGCUGAAGAAAUGGUUCUUCUCGAUCCUGCAAGCGCUCGAACAAAUGUCGACGGACCCCUUGCCGCAUCCUCGUUCGCUCGCCGUCGUUCAUAUCGCCAACUUGUUGCGCGACAAGCCAGAACAGGAAGGCAAUCUGUUGCGUUUGCUCGUCAACAAGCUCGGUGAUUCGCAGCGCGGGAUCGCUUCCAAGACGUCGCACCACCUGUUGCAGAUCUUGCAGGUUCACCCGGGCAUGACCCCCAUCAUGGUCCGAGAAGUGUCGGGUCUCAUCCUCCGACCCAACACCCCCGCUGCCCCACCUGCGGCCGAUUCGAGCAAGAAACAUCUUCGUUUCGAUUCGGGCGACAAGACUGCUGCGGCGCCUGCGACCAAGUCCAAGUUCAAGGACAAUGGGCAUGACCACGCGAGGUACUACGGUGUCAUCACGCUCAACCAGAUCAUGCUCAAGAAGGACCAAAGCGAAGUCGCGGGAAGGAUGAUCGAGGUUUACUUUGCCAUCUUUGGUGACGUGCUCGGUCGUGUCACGGAAGACGAAGAGGAAGGUGCUGAGGUGGACAAGACGACGAAGCCGCUUCAAGGGCAGAAGAGGAAACGCGGUGCCAAGGGGACGGAGGCAGCAGUAGUCCAAGCCGAGGGCGAAGUUGAUGAGACGGAUUCCAAGUUGAUCGCCGCGGUUCUGACAGGGGUCAAUCGCGCAUUCCCCUUCGCCAAGAUCGAGGACGACGCCUUCAAGAAGCGUCUCGACACCUUGUUCCGCAUCACGCACUCAGGCACGUUCAACGUGUCGAUCCAAGCGCUCUUGUUGAUCUACCACGUCUCGGCGGCCAAGAAGGCCGUCAGCGAUCGCUUCUACCGCGCCUUGUACGCAUCCUUGUACGACCACCGCUUGGCCGGGUCGAACAAGCAUGCGUUGUAUCUCAACCUCGUCUUCAAGGCGUUGAAGCAGGACCCGAAUCGCGAACGCGUCAUGGCCGUGAUCAAACGCCUCGUACAGCUCGUGCUCUUGAUGGACGUGACCUUCAUCCUGGGCGGGUUGUUCAUCGUCGGCGAAAUGAUGGCCACCACCCCCGGACUACGCAAGAUGCUGACCGAGCCCGAGGAUCUCCCUAGCAAGUUGGAAGAAGCCAAGAAGACGCCUCAGUCCGAGACCGCUCCUGCACUCACUCUUGAAUCGAUCGCUUACGACGGCAAGAAGCGCGAACCCCAGUUCGCGCACGCCGAAAAUUCGUGCCUGUGGGAACUCGUGCCCUUGUUGAACCACUUCCACCCGACCGUCGCCUUGCACGCAUCAAUGGUCUUGUCGGGAGAACCUCUCUCUGCGUCGGACGAACUGGAGCAGUACUCUUUGACUCACUUCCUCGAUCGAUUCGUCUACCGAGAUGCGAAGAAGACGGCUUCGACCAAGGGUGCUUCGAUGAUGCAGCCUGGUUUGGUCGGACAGGACAAGAGUGGGAGGAUCAUCAUGCGCAAGGGUACUGGAGUUGCCGAGGUCAAUUCGGACAAGUUCAAGAGGCUCAACAAGCACAGCGUCCCUGCCGAUCAGGUAGGUGGUUUCUCCUUCCACUCUUCGUGGACCCGUCUCCCGGCCGCUAGCUGAUAUCAGGCUUCUCUUUUGAUCCAUGCAGCUCUUUUUCCACACCUACUUUACCCAAAAAGCCUCUCUGGACGCGCUCAAAUCGUCGCUCUCGUCGAAACGCAAGUCCAAGCCGAGCCGCGGUUCCGAUUCGGAAGAAGCCAACGACUCGGACAACGAAUCCAUCAACGACCUCGGGUUCUCCGACAUCGCCGACGAUGACGACGAUGACCAAGUUGAGGCGUUGGGUCGCGCGAUGGACGAGGAGGAUCAGGCGUUGGUCGAUUUGGACGACGCGGACAGUGAGAUGGAGGAGAUUUGGAAGGCGAUGAAGGCGUCGUUGCCGAGACGGGACGAGGAGGAUGCGGCUUCUGAUGGGGUCGAUGAGGAUGAUGAUGAAGAAUUUGAUAUGGACAGGUAUGACGAUUCGGACGAGGAGGGUAAGGCUCCGGCGAUCGAUAUCGAUUCGGACUCGGAGUUGGGCGUCGACGAGGACUUUGACAUGGACGAGGUCGAACGGGGCCAGCGUGCCGUCUUUGCCGCAGCUGAGGAUUCUGACGAGGAGGAGGAGGUCGAAGCAGAAGGGGAUGAGAAGAUGUUCGCUUCGGAGGACGACGAUGCCGAGGAAGCGGCUUCGGCCGACGAAGAAGUCGAGGAGGAUGCUCCGUUCAAGUCUGCCUUUGACGACCUCUCCGCCGACGAAGACGACGACGAUCUCGGUCUGGCCGAGGACGAAGACGAUCUCAUCGGAUCGGACGAGGACGCACCCGAGUUGUUGCCACCGCCUUCGAAGAAGCAGAAGAAGGAUGAGCGCAAGGCCAAGAAACAGAAGGUCAAGAACAUGCCCAUGUUUGCGGCCGCCGACGACUAUGCUCAUUUGUUGGGUGACUCGGAUGAUGAUGGGAACUGA
Molecule: messenger RNA, 3953 nt
Organism: Microbotryum saponariae
Lineage: Eukaryota; Fungi; Basidiomycota; Microbotryomycetes; Microbotryales; Microbotryaceae
Source: the annotation of a GenBank genome assembly